GAACCCGUCACAACCGACACGACAUUGUGUGCAGACGCCAGCAAUAAUCACACAGAAUGCCUGUCGUGCAUAUGCUUGACUAUGCGGCCGGUAAUGUCCGGUCGCUGGUCAACGCCAUCGAGAAGCUCGGCUGGCAGGUCGAAUGGAUCAAAGAACCGAAGGACAUCGAAAAGGCAGAGAAAUUGAUACUUCCAGGAGUUGGACACUUUGGUCAUUGCCUGACACAGUUCUCCAAUGCUGGAUUUGUCGAUCCUGUUCGUCAACACGUUCAAUCUGGCAAACCGUUCAUGGGCAUAUGCGUUGGUCUUCAAGCCUUAUUCAAAGGAUCCGCCGAGAAUGAGAAAGUCUCUGGUCUUGGUGUAAUCAAUGGACGACUUGAAAGAUUCAAGGAUCACGACAAGAGCGUUCCUCAAAUUGGAUGGAACUCUGCCAACACUUCUGCCAGCGACCAGAGCAUUUACGGCAUGAGUCCAGACAGCAAGUACUACUAUGUGCACUCAUAUGCUGUGCCUUAUCGGGAAGGCCAAUUCGAGAAGGAUGGAUGGACUGUUGCCAAGGCUCGCUAUGGUGACGAAGAGUUCGUGGGUGCCAUCGCAAGAGACAAUGUUCUGGCUACGCAGUUUCACCCCGAGAAGAGCGGUGCUGCUGGGCUGCGCGUCCUCAAAGCCUUUCUGGAAGGCGAAAAAUCUGCCCCACUACCUAAAGAGCCGCACUCUACGAAGGAAGGACUGACCAGACGAAUCAUUGCCUGUCUCGAUGUCCGCAGUAACGAUCAGGGCGAUCUUGUCGUGACGAAGGGCGACCAAUACGAUGUACGAGAAAAGUCUGGCGAUAAUGCCGUACGGAACCUCGGCAAGCCAGUCGAGAAAGCACAGCAGUACUAUGAGCAAGGCGCUGACGAAGUCACUUUCCUCAACAUUACAUCGUUCCGUGACACACCUCUGAAGGACUUGCCCAUGCUGGAAGUCUUGCGUCAGACAUCGGCAACAGUGUUCGUGCCACUCACUAUAGGAGGUGGCAUUCGAGAUACGACAGAUCCUGAAACUGGCCGCGUCGCACCAGCACUGGAAGUUGCGACAAUAUACUUCAAAAGCGGAGCCGACAAGGUCUCCAUUGGCUCUGAUGCAGUAACGGCGGCAGAAGAAUACUAUGCCAAUAACAAGCAGCUAUCUGGCAAGACUGCGAUCGAAACAAUCAGUGAAGCAUACGGCGCUCAGGCAGUAGUGGUAUCUGUCGACCCUAAGCGAGUCUAUGUGGCCGAUCCCAGCACCACGACUCACAAUACAAUAGAGACAUCUUUCCCGGGUCCCAAUGGAGAGAAACACUGCUGGUACGCGUGCACAAUCAAGGGUGGACGGGAAACGCGAGACUUUGAUGUGAUCCAACUGGUGACCGCAGUUGAAGCCAUGGGAGCAGGAGAGAUCUUGCUCAAUUGUAUCGACAAGGAUGGGACGAACUCCGGCUUUGAUCUCGAGCUGAUCAGGAGCGUCAAGGCCGCGAUCAAGAUUCCGGUGAUUGCUAGCUCCGGCGCCGGAAAUGCAGCACACUUUCAAGAAGUCUUCGAGAAGACGAAUGUAGAUGCCGCGCUUGGUGCAGGGAUGUUCCACAGGAAUGAGUGGACUGUCAAACAAGUAAAAGAGGAGUUGGGCAAGACUGGGUUGAUGGUUAGGAGAUUUGAGGACGACGUCUAG
Messenger RNA from Cercospora beticola, 1691 nucleotides. RefSeq names its product imidazoleglycerol-phosphate synthase (gene HIS7). Gene Ontology annotation, biological process: L-histidine biosynthetic process. Gene Ontology annotation, molecular function: imidazoleglycerol-phosphate synthase activity; oxo-acid-lyase activity. Lineage: Eukaryota; Fungi; Ascomycota; Dothideomycetes; Mycosphaerellales; Mycosphaerellaceae. The record is from RefSeq and is a predicted model, not a curated record.